ACGAUGGUGGACCGCAUCUAUAAGCCACUUUUAAAGGACAACGAAGUAGAAAAGAGACAUGUAUAAAUCGGACUCCGCUUUAUUUGCGUUGUCGCCGGGUUGCCAAAUAAUGUCAUAAUAAACAACAACAUCCCAUAGAGGAGCCAGGAUAAAAAAAGCUCUGGAUUGAAAAAAAAAAACAGUUUGGGAUAAUUUCUAGAAACAUGGUAGUGUCUCUAACACAAGCCUGCCGGAGUCUGGCUCUUUCUACAUGGCUGCUGUCCUUCUGCUUUGUGCAUUUACUGUGUUUAGACUUCACAGUGGCUGAGAAGGAGGAAUGGUACACUGCUUUCGUCAACAUCACCUACCUGGACCCGGUGACAUCAGAAAUAAAGACUGACAGGAGUGAAUGUGGCAGAUAUGGGGAGCACUCCCCUAAAAGAGACGCCAGGGGCUUUUUGUUUAUGCCCCAGGACAGGCAGGCGUGUGAUGGGAACACCAGAUUUCCCCUGCCACAUCCCAGCAUCCCAUGGAUUGCACUGAUAGCUAAAGGAAACUGCACUUAUAGAGAGAAGAUCAGACACGCUGCAGCUCUCAAUGCUUCUGCUGUGGUCAUCUUCAAUGUGGGCUCCAGCAACUCUAAUGACACCAUCACUAUGCCACACCACGGUACCGGCGAUGUGGUGGCCAUCAUGAUUCCUGAGCCCAAAGGUCGAGAGAUCAUGGCUCUGCUGGAGAAGAACAUAACAGUGGCCAUGCACAUCUCCAUCGGCACACGAAACCUGCAGAAAUACGUGAGCCGCACAUCAGUGGUGUUCGUGUCCAUCUCCUUCAUCGUCCUCAUGAUCAUCUCGCUGGCCUGGCUGGUCUUUUACUACAUCCAGCGCUUCCGAUACGCCAACGCUCGAGACCGCAGUCAGAGGCGAUUGGGCGAUGCUGCAAAAAAGGCCAUAAGCAAGUUACAAGUGCGGACCAUCAGGAAGGGAGACAAGGAAACAGAUUCAGACUUUGACAACUGUGCGGUGUGUAUUGAAGACUACAAACCUAAUGAUGUGGUGCGGAUUCUACCCUGCCGUCAUGUCUUCCAUAAGAACUGUGUGGACCCUUGGCUUCAGGACCACAGAACGUGUCCCAUGUGCAAAAUGAACAUCCUGAAGGCACUGGGUAUCCCGCCUAACACAGACUGCUCCGACGACGCUCCUCCAGACUACGAGACGUCCAGCGGGCAACAAAGCAUCGCAGUGACCGGUGCCAGUGAGGUGUCUGUGGGCGAGAGCUCGCUGGUUUUAGACCCGCCGCUCCGAAUAAUCGGCCUAUCACACAAUUACCAGGAGAUGAACUCAGUGCCGGCGGAUGCAGAGAGUCCACACAUCGCCAGCAGUGAGCAGCAUCAGUCCUCCAUGAGCAAUGAUCCAGACAUCAUGCCGAUGGAGAUCGUCCUGUCUGACACAGAGCUUCAGUCUGAUCCUGAACAGGAGGAUGUGAAGUCCUGAAGACUCUCAGUGCCAUAAACACAGCAGCGGGACAAUAACAGACCAAGAGCAAUAGCAGCACAGGUGUGCAACUUCUUUGUUUUUUUUUGUCCAUCCCAAAAAAAACGUCUCUUAUAAUUUUCUUCUGACGGAACUUCAUAUCGUCUCCAGCAUUACCAGACUGCGAGGAAUGCUAAUGCUUUAAUUUCGGUAAAAUAUUGACAGUCAACUUCCCUGUGGGAUCACUGCCACUACACAUCAGGAUAUUCCAAAAUGAAUAUGCAUCGAUGAGUGCGGCUUAUAAUGGCUUUUGAGUGUCUGAGGUGUGUUUUGUGUGUUUGUACAGUCUAAUUUCAUCUCUUAGUGAAGAUUACACUAAUUAAAAAAUACUAUAGUAGUUUACAAUAAUAAAUACUUGUGGUUUUGAACCAUAUACUCUAAUGCAGUGUUUCCCAACCCUGUUCCUGGAGGCACACCAACAGUACAUAUUUUGGAUGUCUCCCUUUUCUGACCCAUUAACUUCAGGUGUUGGAGUCUCUUCUGAUGUUAUGAUAAGUUGAUUCAGGUGUGUUUGAUUAGGGAGAGGUAGAAAAUGUGUACUGUUGGUGUGCCUUCAGGAACAGGGUUGGGAAACACUGCUCUAAUGCAUAGCUCACAAACUCAAUUGCAUCAGGGCCACAGCUCUGCACAGUAUUUCUCCAACCCUAAUCAGACACAGCUGAUCCAACUAAUCAAGCUGUUCAAGACUACUAGAGGCUAUUAAGCAGGUGUGAGUUGGAGGUGGGUGGAGCUAAACUAUGCAGAGCUGCGGCCCUCCAGGAAUUAAGUUUGAGACCGAUGCUUUGGUGUAUUACACUGCAUAUAUUUUAUCAUACUGUAGUUUUAACUAUAGUGUGAACUGAUAAACUAAUAAAUACUGUAGUAUUCUUAAGAUUUUACUACAGUAAACUGUGGUGUAUUGUUGUAUAAUAUACCGUUUAGUUAUAGAAAACUACAGUAUUCACUUGUUAAGUGUGACGUCACGCGAAGCGGCGUCCAGGUCCAAUCGCUCUAUCAAUCUGUAUGGGUAGACUCAUCAAAUAGUAAUAAUAAAAGUUUACAAGGCACUAAAAUACUUUCGAAAAUCCUGAUU
Molecule: messenger RNA, 2583 nt
Organism: Danio aesculapii
Lineage: Eukaryota; Metazoa; Chordata; Actinopteri; Cypriniformes; Danionidae
Gene: rnf150a
Product: ring finger protein 150a
Exons: 7
Coding region: 204-1472 (422 amino acids)
Source: RefSeq, a predicted model, not a curated record